CUUCCGGCCGUCAGUCGGGGCGGCGGCGCGGAGCAGUGCGGAUCUCCCCGCGGAGCUCCGAGCGGCGAUGGAGGCCCCGCCCGCUCCCCCCGCCGUCCCGCCCGCUCCUUGCAGCGCCGCUCGGAGCCUUCAGGACGAGCUCACCUGCCCGGUGUGCUUGGAAUACUUCACCGAUCCGGUGCUGGUGGCGGAAUGCGGCCAUAAUUUCUGCCGGGCCUGCGUGACGCAGUGCUGGGAGGACUCCGCGCGGCGGCUCUGCUGCCCGCAGUGCCGCGAACCGGUCCCGCAGCGCCUCUUCCGCCCCAACCGCUCCCUCGGGAACAUCGUCCACAUCGUCCGGCAGCUCGGUUUGCCCCCCGGCCCCGCCGAUCCUCCUCCGGGCCCGCCCGCCCCCGCUCCUCCUCUCCCAGCGGCCGUUCCUCCGGUUCCGCCGGGUCCUCCCCGCUGUCCCCGGCACGGCGAACCGCUGCGGUUGUUUUGCGUUCAGGACCGGAGGGCGGUUUGCGUCGUGUGUCACCUCUCAAGGGAACACCGCGCCCACACCGUGCUGCCCGCCGAGGAGGCGGCCCACGCGGCGGAGGAGGUGCCUCAGGAGCACCUGAGCUCCCUGCGGAAAGGACGGGAAGAAGCAAAA
This is a messenger RNA of Tympanuchus pallidicinctus (lesser prairie-chicken), 634 nucleotides long. RefSeq names its product E3 ubiquitin-protein ligase TRIM7-like. The record is from RefSeq and is a predicted model, not a curated record. The transcript has 2 exons. NCBI's taxonomy places the organism in Eukaryota, Metazoa, Chordata, Aves, Galliformes, Phasianidae. The annotation marks the transcript as partial. Gene Ontology annotation, molecular function: zinc ion binding.